Molecule: messenger RNA, 3836 nt
Organism: Eriocheir sinensis (Chinese mitten crab)
Lineage: Eukaryota; Metazoa; Arthropoda; Malacostraca; Decapoda; Varunidae
Exons: 7
Coding region: 813-2588 (591 amino acids)
Source: RefSeq, a predicted model, not a curated record
GGCUCAGGUGUGCUGCUAAUGAGACAGGUAUGUCCAGGGCGGCCCAGGUGGGGGGUGCGGGGGCAGGUGGCGGCGACAAAGGGCGCAACACGCAGGCCGCGACGAGUACUGUGCGAGGCGUGGAGGCGCUCGACCAUGGGACAAUGUGCGUAUGCGGUUACCACAAACUGCGGCUGAUAAUAGUGUGGCGUGGGAGGCUGGGGAGCUGCACACACACACACACACACACACACAGCCUGCCGCCCCUGGACCAGCCUCAUGCGUGGGCGGCCGGGGCGUCGCUUCCCUAACGGGCCGCCGCUUUCUACGCCCUGCCAUUGAUGGGCGACGCUGCUGCUGUAACGCUGCUUGCAGGCGGCCAUCACGGACAGGCUGGGGGGCGGUGCAGUACACGGGGAUGUGGGUCAUCGUGAAGGCCAGGAGGGGGGAGUGGCGGGAGGAGCCCCACCAGAUCGGUGAUCAAAGGCCACCGCCGGAGCUGCGAGGAGGCGGCGUGUUUGAUCUCGGGUGCGAUUAUCACAGCUGGGCCGGUCCGCGCCGCGCCCUGCCCACCGCUCACCUCGGCGGCGCGGGCCCAGGCGGCGCGGCGACGAGCCGACGAGGCGUCGUCAGUGUGCGGCGCGCCGGGGCUUGGAUCGGCUGUCCCUCGCUGCUCCAGCCACUCCCGCACUCUGCCUCGUGGCGCUCGUGUGCUGUGUGCUGCUGGUCCGCCAGGACUUGGUAGCGAAGCGAGGCAGUGCGGAGAGGUGGUGCUGGCGAGGCUCAGCGUGGCAGUAGUGGCCGUUGCCACGGCGGGCGGGCGAGGGCGUGCCAUGAGGCGGGCGUGGGCAGUGGUGGUGGUGGUGGCCGCAGUAAGCGGCGGGGCAGCGGUGCUGGCCAACCGCGACCUGCCCCAACAGGAGGCGGCGAAGGGGCAGACUGAGGAGCAACGCCUCCAGCCGCGCCACCAAGACGAUGAUGAAAACGCCCCAAUGAAUGACCGCACGGCAGGUUGGGUGGCGGCGGCGUAUGGGCUGCUGCAGGCGCUGCAGUGCGAGGCGCAGCGCUGGACCACCGAGGAGGAGUGUCGCGCGGCGCAGCGGGUACCGCAGUGGGAGGUGCAGGUGUGGGCCACUCCAGCAGGCCGCGGCCACUUCGUGGCACGACUGCCUGACGGCUCCCUGGCGCGGCGCGGCGGUCACGGAGGAGUUCUGCUGGUGGACCCCUUUCCCGCCGCUUCCUGGGGACACCCGCUGCUGCUGCUGCUGGUGGCCGACAACACCUCGCAGAUACACUGCAACCGCACCGCCGGCCACUGGCUCGAGCCCGGGGACUGCCUGCGGGUGGCGGAGAAGGAACGCUGUCACAACCUCCUGAAGAGACGCGGCAGCAGACAAAACUACGACAGGCGCUGCGAGAUUCACCUUCCCCCGCUGGUGAUGCUGGAUGAGGAUGAUGAUGAUGAGGAGGAGGAGGAAGGCAAGCAGGAGGAAGAGGAGGAGGAGGAAGGCAAGCAGGAGGAAGAGGAGGCAGGAGGAGCCGUCGGGAGGAGGGUGGGGGUGGAUGCGAGGGGCCCACGUCUCCUACAGCGCCCCCGGCAGUAUCUGAGGUGUCGUGAUGAUGCAGAGGGCUACGCGCCUUGCCCCCGCCUCAGGCCCAGCAGCGACACCCGCCUCGUCUGUGACCCGCUAGGGAUCAAUAAGAAACGGUGCACGGGGCGAGGCGAAACAAUACACACGAGAUGCAGGUUGUUCGAGAUCUGUGACCAGGCCCUCGUGCUCUCCGGCGGCUGGAGUCCCGAUCUCACGCCCCUCUCCACCGCCACCACCGUCGACGCCGCCUACCGAAUGCUCCGCCGUCACGGUUUUCACAAGGGGAACAUCAAGAUUUUCUACGCCAAUGGAGCUGAGAAGGAUCAAUGGCCAGCCGAGGGCCACACCGUCUUCCCAUCCUCCCACAAGCUGGGUUUCCGCUACCACCUGCGGUCCCUGUGCGCGACGCCGCUCUGCACGGACUCCCUGGUCGUGUACCUGACGGGCCCCAGCCUGCACGAUGGGACCCUACUGCUGUGGGACGAGGACCGCAAUGGCCUGAUGCGAGCGGGGGAGGUCUACACUCCUAGGGAACUCCUGCAGGACCUGAGGAACUGCGCCGCCCGCCAGGUGACGCUCCUUCUCGACACGUCCUACGCCGGGGAGAUCGUCAACGCCUUCGCCGCCUCCAGGGACCACAGGAACGUGCAGGUGUACGCCGCGGGGGGCUCCGGGGAGUACUCGUGGGGCCGCGAGUUCUCGUCCCACUGGCUGCACUACAACCACCUGCACACCUGCACCGCCACCGUCCACCAGGUGUCGAGGAGCGCCGUGCGGCACUCCACACCCACGGGCCACGACGGGUCGGGCGGAGGGCUGCGGCGGAACAUCUUCGGGGCGCCGUGCAACGUGACGCCGCCCUUCACCUGGCGAGAGAUGCACCGGCGUUACCUCGGCUGCCAGAACAUCCCCACCGCCCUGUGGCUCCACGCCCUGCCCCACCACUUCACGCAGCUCAGCCCCGCAGACAUCACCGACGACCACCACCUCCCCGACGGCGUCACCUACCACCAGUGACAGCCUUGCCUCUCUUCCCUCACUCCACUCGUCCUUGUUCCCUCUCCUCCUCUCGGCUUUCAUCUUCUCAAGCUACCUGCUCUCCUUCCCUUCCUCACGUCCUCAGCCGCUCCUCUCCCCUAUUUCCCAAUUGUUUUCCUUUGCUUUCUUUCACUCGUCUUUAGCCCCCUUCUUCCCUCUAUCCUGUCGAUUCUCUCUUUAAAUACUUAUCAUUCCUCCUCUCUUUCUUUUCUUUUCUAUCUUCCCUCUUUCGCUUCCUCCUCAUCUUCCCUUCUUUACGUCUUUAUUCUCCCUUUUUCCCUUCCUCCUGCCUCCAGCAUCUCUACAUUAAUUCUACCUCUCCCUUCCUCCUAACUUCAUCCUCUCUCUCUCCUUCCCUAAAUCGUACUUAUAAUUUGUUGUUCUAUUCUGCCAUUCGUCUUUUCCUCUUAACUUCCUAUCCUCAAUCAGUUUUUCCCUUCCCUUCCUUCACGCGUCCUUAGAUCUCUCUCCUUCCCUCAUCUCCACUUGUCUUCCGUUCAUCAUCCUAUGUAACUUUCCCUUCUGCCUUUAUUUAAUCUCCUUCCCUUCACCAGCUCGUUUGGACCGCUUCUUCCUCAGUCUUUCCACUCUUCCCUCCACUCGCCUUCACCCUUUACAUUUCUUCAGUUUGGUCUGCUCACCGCUUUUUCCUGUCUUUCCCUUGUCCAGAACACAUAUUUCUUCUUCAGUUUAUACACGCAUUCUCAGCUCUCCCCAUCCCUUCCUGCACUGUAUAUAUAAAAUUAAAAAAAUGAUAGCCCACAGGUGCCCCAGUAGUCCCUCCGUGUAUAUAAUUUAUGAAGGUAAUCAGCGGCCUCAUACCAGCCUCUCAUGCCGCAUAAAUCCACCCUGGAUCUGUUUUGUCUACUGCUACGGUUUGUUUACAAGAACUUUACAUUCCCCGCGCCGCCCUGCCCCUGUUAGGCUAGCCAUGCACAUGCAUCUUGAUAAUACCCCUCUCUCUCUCUUUCUCUCUCUGAAAAUUAUACAGCUAUCAGACUCCAACGCGUGAUAUAUCGAAUGUUCUGUAUAUAAUUUAUUCAAGUACUUAACCACCCGUAUCCACCCCUCACACCAACACCACAGCAGCAGUGUAAAUAUUGCGUCAGCCCUCCGCCGUCCACCCCGUAGCGACUCAGCACAAUGUAACACCCACGUAGCCACACUGUAUCACCUGUAGCCACGUAAGCACUAAUAAAGUGAUGUAAACCCCUCGGGAAGGCUUGU